Messenger RNA from Staurois parvus, 346 nucleotides. The record is from the annotation of a GenBank genome assembly. Lineage: Eukaryota; Metazoa; Chordata; Amphibia; Anura; Ranidae.
UCAUGCUGCUGCCAGGUCCAGAGUCUCUCAUGGGUCCCUGUACGGCCUCCCAUUGCUGCUGUCUCCAUCGCCACACUCUGCCAUGUGCCACUUUCAGGUCUCCUCACACUGCUGGUGUGUUCCAUUUUUUGUCAUAGGGUGCUGGCAGAUUACGGGCCUCCCAUAGCUGCUGCCAGGCCCCUAAUCUGCCAUGGGCCCCUAUACGCCUCCUCCUCAUGCUGCUGCCAAGUCCAGAGUCUGUCAUGGGUCCCUGUACGGCCUCCCAUUGCUGCUGUCUCCAUCGCCACACUCUGCCAUGUGCCACUUUCAGGUCUCCUCACACUGCUGGUGUGUUGAAUUUUUUGAC